UCACUGUCGGGACGGAUGUUCCAAUUGCUCGCUCGAGCUCUCUAUCGCUGUUUUCCCAUCAAGCAAGGCGGCAAAAGGUCGUGCCUUCUGCACGAGGCGUGUUCUCGUUCAGAGAAAAAUGUAUUUGCCUUCCCUUCCCGGUCAUUCAAAGGUUCUAUGUUAAGGCCCCAAGUGCAAAUUUCGAAGGGGGGGGUUGGGCUUUGGCGAAGCGCAGCCCCAUACAGAGACAGAGACAUACAGCGGCUAGGACCAAAAGCCCAGCCCACAAUAUUGCCAACAGAUUUUCUCCUCCUUUUCUUGCUCCCGGUUUUCCUCGGCAACAUCGAAAGUAGAGGAAAGAACCAAGAACCAAGAACCAAGAAUCGAGAAACCAACGCGCCCUCGUUGCUUCAGCUGCGGUCGCUGCGACCGCCGUACUUCGCUUCCUCGGGUCGCCACUUCUCCUCCCGUGUCGAAAAGAUGAGCGCCCUUCCCAGUUCCGUCGCUUCGGGCUCGAUCAAGAAUCCACCCAGCAGCUUCUUCCCUGGUUUAAAGUCGGUGGACCACCGCCCUAUGAAGUUGAGCUCGGGCAACGUUUCUCUUAAUAGCAGAUUUCAUGGAAAAGUAAAGCUCACAAUGCGUAGAAAUCCAUUUACUGUUCGAGCAACUCGGGAUGAUGGCAGACCAAGUAGUGCGGGUAUAUUUGUUGGUGGAUUUGUGUUGGGUGGACUUAUUGUUGGAGCAUUAGGUUGUGUGUAUGCACCGCAGAUAAGUAAGGCCCUAGCAGGAGCUGAUAGAAAGGAUCUAAUGAGAAGACUGCCAAAAUUCAUAUAUGAUGAGGAGAAAGCUUUGGAGAGAACUCGCAAGAUAUUGGCGGAGAAGAUUGAGCAGCUAAAUUCCGCCAUAGACGAAGUUUCUGCUCAGCUGCGCGCAGAUGAUCCUCCCAAUGGAACUGCAGUAAAUUCGGAUGAAAUCGAAGCUUCCAUAUGACGCCACACUUGUUCGAAAGCCUUACAUGAAGUAAAACCCGGUACAUCUUCUAUGCUAUCCGAUGUAAAAAUUUCCUCUCGACUCAUUAUUACAUUGAAGAUGAAAACCAGAAAGCGUGACUGAGUGCGGAGUGCCCUGUUGGGCACAAAACUCUUUCUGCUGUGUCAUUCGCUAUCGUCCACAGUUCCCCAGGUACCACUUCGGUCCUCCGAAAGUCGAAUUCUUUCAGGGGGUCGUUCAUCUUAUCGUCGCAUGAUUAGGCCUUGAUCCUCUCAUACUACCACAUCACAGGUUUCAUUUCAUUGAAUAUAACAUGAUUAGCAUCAGAGUUGCCUGGCCGAGAAAAAGUCAUCCACUUGCUGAAUUAUUGGGCAUCCGGUCCAAAUCAUGUUUUUCAUCUCCAUCAUUUAUCUUAUCCGGCACGAAGAUGGCUUGGACAUUCAAAGAAAGAAAGGGUACGAAGAUGACAAAAAACUAAAGUUUGUCAGAUGCAACGAAGGACGUGUUCCAAGAUUUUCAUACAGUUCUUGUGUGAUGUAUGAUUGGCAACUGUUUCGAAUCAUGUCGAUUUCAAACUUAUUGAGAAGAAAUGAGAAUGAGAAAGCGAUGGGAUUAAUGAAA
Messenger RNA from Syzygium oleosum, 1590 nucleotides. RefSeq lists its product as uncharacterized. The record is from RefSeq and is a predicted model, not a curated record. Gene Ontology annotation, cellular component: chloroplast thylakoid membrane; chloroplast inner membrane. NCBI's taxonomy places the organism in Eukaryota, Viridiplantae, Streptophyta, Magnoliopsida, Myrtales, Myrtaceae. The coding region runs from base 16 to 969 and encodes 317 amino acids. The transcript is spliced from 5 exons.